AUGACCAAAACUGUUUUAGAAAAUAUUGUUCAGGAAACUAUAACUUCUAAAUAUUUCUCAAUUAUCAUAGACUCUACACCUGAUAUAUCAAAAGUUGAUCAACUUACAGUUGCAAUAAGAUAUAUACUACCAGACGGUUCACCUGUUGAACGUUUUUUGGGAUUUUUACCUUCCGUUGGGCAUAAAGCAAAAGAUAUGGAAUUGGCUAUACUUCACUUUUUUUCUGAUCUUGGAAUUGACAGGAAAAACUGUAGAGGACAGAGUUAUGACAAUGCUCAAAACAUGUCUGGAAUUUAUAAUGGAUUACAAUCCCGCAAAAAAAGCUCUUCUACUGCUGAAUUUGUGCCAUGUUCAGCGCACUCACUGAAUUUAGUUGGUACAUUUGUAGCUGAAGAGACUAGUGUGAGUAAUCGGGUUUUUAUGACCACUCAAAGUUUUUAUAUUUUUUUUUCUGGUUCUACAUCACGUUGGAAGAUCUUAGAAAAUAAACUUUAUUCUAUUCCUAAUUCAACAUUGCUUAAAAAUGUAUGUCCUACAAGAUGGUCAUCAAGAUAUUUUGUUUGCAAGUCAAUAAAAAAUGGUUAUAAAAAGAUUGUUGUUGCAUUACAAAAUAUAUCAGAAGAUGUAAGUCAGAGGCCUGCUGUAAGACAUAAAGCAUUAGCUCUAUUCAAAAAAAUUAAAAACCUAGAAUUUACAUUCAUGUAA
Macrosiphum euphorbiae (potato aphid) is the source of this 705-nucleotide messenger RNA. NCBI's taxonomy places the organism in Eukaryota, Metazoa, Arthropoda, Insecta, Hemiptera, Aphididae. The record is from the annotation of a GenBank genome assembly.